AUGAUGGGUAAAUUAAAUGAACUACCCAAUGAAUUGCUCCUGGAAGUAUUCGAGUACAUUUCUUGCAAGGAUCUGUUGCUGAAUGUUCGCCUUGUUUGUUCUAAAUUUGCGUCGAUUAUUUAUGCUUCAAAGCUUUGGAACCUCAAAUUGAAGCGAUUGAACAUAUCGUUGCCGCGAUGUCAAACCGUUGAAGAGAAUUUCGAUGUGGCUCGGUGUUGUAGUGCAAUCGAAAAUGAAAGGAAUCGAUGGGCAGAUGAUAGGUUAGGAAAAUAUGUCAGUAUUACGGGCCAUGAUGCAACUGUUGAUGCAAUACGAUUCGUGAAUACAUCCGCACAUCGAAGAUUGUGCAUUACUGGUGCCAGGGAUCGAUCACUGAUUUUAUGGGAUGUUGAUAAGAUUGCGAUGGGUGACGAUUCAGAAAAUUGGAACAUAGGUAUGAUCACUGGAGCUCAUCAGCCAAACUCGCCAUAUUUAUAUUCGUGUAGUGCAGAUCGAACGGUAGUAUGCGCCGAUAAGCGUAUGUGGAAGUCAGUGCAUGAUUUGCAGUUGAGUGCAUAUGCACAGUCGAUCUCGUAUUGCGAUGGACAGUUGCUGUGUGGCACUACGGAUGGUAAUCUCAUCUUAAUUGAUCCUAAUGAUCUCACGAUUUUAAGCAAAAUGGAAGUAGCGAAUAUUAGUCAUAUACAUCAGGUGAAAUUGAACAAGGGUAGCCAAAUGUGUCUCAUGAGAACACCGCAUUUCAAUAUUUUUACACCUGGUUUGAAGCCAUCGUUGAUGGCGCGAUCAGGUACACUAGAUGCUGAACCCGCUAGGUUCGACUACUUCGGUGGUGAUCUCGCAAUAACGUGUGGUGGUGGCUCUGUACUAUUCUGGACCAAGUGA
Messenger RNA from Anisakis simplex (herring worm), 882 nucleotides. Lineage: Eukaryota; Metazoa; Nematoda; Chromadorea; Rhabditida; Anisakidae. The record is from the annotation of a GenBank genome assembly.